This is a messenger RNA of Anopheles darlingi, 2667 nucleotides long. Its product is annotated as cytochrome P450 4C1-like. The record is from RefSeq and is a predicted model, not a curated record. Gene Ontology annotation, molecular function: monooxygenase activity; iron ion binding; heme binding. The coding region runs from base 137 to 1651 and encodes 504 amino acids. Lineage: Eukaryota; Metazoa; Arthropoda; Insecta; Diptera; Culicidae. The transcript is spliced from 3 exons.
CUGCGUUCUUACCAACUAGUGUAGCUAGUACAGGGUUGGUACAGUAGUGCUAAGUACAGUAAAAUCGGUGGAAAGUGUGUUUGGCGUCGCUUCCCUUCCGGCAAACAGUGACAGUGUCUCACCGACCGGCGCAACCAUGCUGGUGCUCGUGUUUCUGAGCGUGUUCGUUCUGGUGUAUUACAUCAAUUUCCGCCGAUCACGGAAACGGUUGUACGAGCUGGCCAAUCGGAUACCGGGACCGUUCGAUUAUCCGCUGAUCGGCAGCGUACUCGUCGCGCUUGGCCGGGGUCCGCUCGAGGUGGUCAAUUACCUGAUGGAAAGGAUGCACCAUCUACCGUCGCCGAUGCGGGCCUGGUUCGGACCCUUCCUAAUGGUGGUCAUCGAUAGGCCAGAGAUGGUCCAGGAGGUACUCAAUUCGCCGGCCUGCUCCCAAAAGCCGUACAUGUACGAUUUCUUCCGGCUCAGUAAGGGUCUUUUCGCGGCACCACUCGAUACCUGGCGUGUCCACAGGAAGCUGUUGAAUCCUUCCUUUUCACCCUCGGUGCUUAAAAGUUUCGUGCCCAUCUUGAAUACCAGAGCGGCUCAAUUCGUGCGCGAUCUGAAUGGGCGAGCUGUGGCGGGUGAAUGCUUCGACAUCCAUGAUCUUCUCGCGCGCUAUACACUCCUGUCCAUCAUGAAAACGUCGAUCGGCGUUGAGCUGGGAGAACAGGAUGAGUCGGUACUUCACAAGUAUACCAGUAAUGCGAUUGCGAUGUUCACGAACUGUUUCGAGCGUAUCUAUAAGGUUUGGUUACACCCGGAGUUCAUCUACAAACUUACGCCCACCUAUCGGGAGGAGACUGAGAGGAUGGCAAAGUUCAAAGCAAUGUCCAGUAAGAUCAUCGAAAAACGGCGUGCGCUUCGGAGUGAAUCCCAUCAGUCGCAUCAAACCAUCUCCGAUGACUCCGAGGAAUACCCAAAGGCUAGAAAGUUCAUCGAUCGGCUCGAGGAAAUGGCGGCCGAUCCACAACUGCGCAUCGAUGACGACUGCUUCCAGCAGCACAUCGAUACGCUCAUCUUUGGUGGUAACGAUACGUCCGCCCAAACCAUGGCCAACACCUUCCUCACGAUGGGUAUGUUCCCGGAGCUACAGGAAAAGCUGUACCAGGAGGUCAUGAACGUCUGCCCAAGUGGACCCAUUACCUACGAGGAUCUGACCCGGCUUACCUAUAUGGAGAUGUUUGUGAAGGAAACAUUACGCCAUCUACCGAUUACGGGUACGAUAGCCAGGGCUCCGGCACAGGAGGUUCAGGUCUGUGACAUCACCAUUCCGGCUGGUACGAUGAUCUUGAUACCAUUUCUGAAGAUGCACCACAACAAGAGCGUCUGGGGAGAGGAUGCCGAGACGUUCAAUCCGGACCAGUUUCUACCGGAACGGUGUGCCGAGCGACAUCCGUAUGCAUUCAUACCGUUCAGUGCGGGACCGCGCAACUGUAUUGGCAUGAAGUUUGCGUGGAAUUCGAUCAAAAUUUUGCUCUGCCAUGUAAUACGCAAUUACCGUGUCCAUACGGACAUUCGGCUACAGGAUAUCAAACUGUCACUAUCACUGGUAAUGAAACUUAACACGAAACACCUGAUACGGUUAGAACGUCGCACGGAAGUUUUGGUAUGAAGUGAAGAAGUGGUGUCGUGAACACUUCCGCAGUAUAAUCAUGUCCUCGGUAAAACCAGAGUCUUCCCAUCGCAUCGUAAAAUUGUUUUAGGAACAAAAGUAAGUCCCCUGUGACGAAUGGUGGUACCGAGUAUCACCUCUAACCCCGCGGGGCGAUCGGAUCUGAAUAUGUUGUAAGCACUGGGGUGUUAAUAACGUAGUGCCAGUAGUAACACAAUAGCAAAAGAAAUAACAGUGCCCGGGUCCUAUGGAUCUUGAAGAAGCUACCGUACAAUCAACUACAUACCGAGGUGUAGCCCUUUCGUAGGGCCUUCAUUAAAUAUAAUUGACUCCCGCACGUUCAAGAGGCUCCCAUUUGAGCCCCAGCCAUAGAGGAGUAAUCAAGCGACAAGCGAUGCAGUCAAGAUAUAAAAGCCCCCGAGUAGGAGCUGUGUGAAUAUUUCCGUAUUAUUGCAAUUGAAAAGGCGCUAAUUACUCAUCACUUGAUCGCGAAGCUCUCGACGAGAGCGAGAGCAAUAGCUACUAUAGCUACCAGACAUGGCAUGACAGUGAUCAAACGCGAUCAUACCGGCAAACCGCGAACACAGCUUUAACGGUACUUAGCAAAUCUUACCAGAUUUCGCAUCAGUGACGUCCAACAAGCGAACAGUUUCAUGGUGGGCCAUUUGCAGUCGCACGCAAUUGCAUUGCGAUGCGUGUCAAGACAUCCAUUUCCCCAUUGCGGUUCACGUAAAUGGAGCUGUAAAACCGGUUCAUUAGUAUAUUUGCAUUCCGAUAUUUGAGUCGGUCAGUCGUGUGUUGGGUGGAUUUAGAGCUAGUCUCUAAAUGCUUUUUAGUGCGAAUAUUGAGGAAGGCGGCAGAAUUUUAAAUUUUAUACUUCAAGAUAUAUUUUUAGUUUUCGGUUAAAUGGUACCAUAAUGUUGUUCAGUAAUGAUGGUUUAUUGUUAAAAAAUCCACAAAAUCAAUUACUUGCAAGAUAUUAAGGACACUGUACUGAGCUAAAUCUUUGAAUUGGG